This is a messenger RNA of Sitophilus oryzae (rice weevil), 1138 nucleotides long. RefSeq names its product ATP-dependent DNA/RNA helicase DHX36-like. Bases 158 to 1033 code for a protein of 291 amino acids. Gene Ontology annotation, molecular function: DNA helicase activity; G-quadruplex RNA binding. NCBI's taxonomy places the organism in Eukaryota, Metazoa, Arthropoda, Insecta, Coleoptera, Curculionidae. The transcript is spliced from 6 exons. The record is from RefSeq and is a predicted model, not a curated record. Gene Ontology annotation, cellular component: nucleus; intracellular anatomical structure; cytoplasm.
CAAGAAUUUUUGAGCAGACUAAUGGAUCCUCCUGAACCAAUUUCGGUGACUAAUUCGUUGACUCUUCUCUCCCGAUUGGGGGCCCUCGAUGAAGAUGAAGCUCUCACUCCGCUGGGACUCCACAUGGCGAAACUACCGGUAAGCUCACUGUGCCAAAAUGCUCAUCAUGGGCGCUCUGUUCAACUGCCUGGAUCCUGUUUUAUCUGUAGCCGCUGCAUUAGAUUUUAAAGAUGGUUUUCAAUUAAGUGCAACCGAUCAAGGAGCAGCUGACAGAGCCAAGGACAGGUUGGCCAACAGAUGCAAUAGCGAUCAUCUUGUGAUGCAUUUUGCAAUUAGGGGAUUUGAAACAGCGAGUAACCCCUCAGCAUUCUGCUGGGAAUAUUUUCUAAGCGCCCCCAUCCUACGUCUUCUAACAGACAUGCGCAAGCAGUUCGCCACACUCCUCUACGACAUGAAGUUUAUUGCUGACCCUAAUCCAAGAAGCAAAGCCAACAAUCUCAACAGCAACAACCUGAGUUUGGUCAAGGCCGUCAUUUGUUCGGGCUUGUAUCCCAACGUUGCCAUAAUGAAGACGAACAAAUUAGGGAAACCAUUAUUCCUGAGGUCCGUCCUUCAUGAAAGAAUGAAGUUCCAUCCCAAAUCCAUACUCUGUCGUGCUGUAGCUGUAACAAAUUCCUUAGUCGUGUAUUACCAGCGUUUGAAGUCGUCGUCAUUGUACAUCCACGACGCUACAAUAGUUUAUCCCUUGCCGCUAGUCUUUUUCGGAGAUCAAUUUUGCAGGAUUCACGAAAGUGACUUUAGUGGCGUUUCCAUAAACGGUACCAUGCGAUUUAGAUGCAGUGAAAGUACCUCUGCUGUCAUUGCCAAGUUAAGAAAUCGCAUCAAUUCUAUUUUAGAACAUAAAGCUUCGCAUCCUGGUCCAAUUGAUUGGACAGUGUCUUCAUCUGAAGUUAUGGUCUUGAGAGCCAUAAUGGAAAUGAUCACAUCUGAGGAUAUGGAAGAUUUAGAUCUCAGUGACUAUGAAGAUGAUUAAUAUAUGUUACAUGUUUUAUAUUACUUAUUAUAUUGAUAUACUUGUUUCUUACUGUGCGUUUGAUAAUGUUAAAGAAAAGUUCUAUUAUUAAUUUAAAAAAAAUAA